Molecule: messenger RNA, 3010 nt
Organism: Syngnathus typhle (broad-nosed pipefish)
Lineage: Eukaryota; Metazoa; Chordata; Actinopteri; Syngnathiformes; Syngnathidae
Product: ceramide transfer protein-like
Exons: 16
Coding region: 27-1832 (601 amino acids)
Biological process (GO): ER to Golgi ceramide transport
Cellular component (GO): Golgi apparatus
Molecular function (GO): phosphatidylinositol-4-phosphate binding
Source: RefSeq, a predicted model, not a curated record
GCACGUUAAUUAACAACACCAACGACAUGUCGGACAACCAGAGUUGGAACUCUUCUGGUUCCGAAGAGGAUUCGGAGCCCAGAGAGGAGACGGGGAACUUGGUGGGCGUCGGCGUGUUCGGCGGGGUACUCAGCAAGUGGACCAACUACAUCCACGGAUGGCAGGACCGCUGGGUAGUGCUGAAGAACAACACGCUCAGCUACUACAAGUCGCAAGAUGAGACCGAGUAUGGUUGCCGUGGCUCGUUAUGCCUCAGCAAGGCAGUUAUCACGCCCCACGAGUUUGACGAGUGCAGGCUGGACAUCAGCGUCAACGACAGCGUGUGGUACCUGAGGGCCCAGGACCCCGAGCGCCGGCGCUUCUGGAUCGACUCCAUCGAGCAGCACAGGGCCGAUCCGGGCUACGGUUCCGAGUCCAGCCUGCGGCGACAUGGCUCCAUGCUGUCGCUCACUUCGGCCACCAGCAUCUACUCGGCCACCUCUACCUCAUCCUUCAAGAAGGGCCACAGCUUGACGGAGAAACUGGCGGAGAUGGAGACCUUCCGAGACAUCCUGUGUCGGCAGGUGGACACGCUGCAGCGAUACUUUGAUGGCUGUGCCGACGGCGUGUCCAGGGACGAACUACAGAGGGACAAGAUCAUGGAGGACGAUGAGGACGAUUUUCCCAGCACUCGCACCGACGGAGAGUUUCUUCACAACAACAGCGCCAAAGACAAACCGUACCAGUGCCCCAAUCCCAAGGGAGUGAACGGCAUCGACUUUAAAGGCGAGGCCAUCACGUUCAAAGCCACCACCGCCGGAAUCCUGGCCACCCUUUCGCACUGCAUCGACCUGAUGGUCAAGAGAGAGGACAGCUGGCAGAAGAGGCUGGACAAGGAGAUGGAAAAAAGACGAAGAAUCGAGGACAGCUACAAGUCGGCCCUCAACGAGUUGAAGAAGAAGUCCCACUUUGGUGGCCCUGAUUAUGAGGAGGGUCCGAACAGCCUCAUCAACGAGGAGGAGUUCUUCGACGCAGUUGAAGCCGCUCUUGACCGACAGGACAAAAUCGAACAGUGUCAGACGGAGAAGACCAGAAUGCAGAGAUCUAGUCCACUUCCACCACCAGACAUCUUCUCCAGCUCGGGCUCUCACAGAUUAUCUGAGCAGGUGGAGGAGAUGGUGCAGAGUCACAUGACCUACUCGCUUCAAGACGUCGGCGGUGAUGCAAACUGGCAGCUGGUAGUGGAAGAAGGAGAGAUGAAGGUGUACAGGAGGGAAGUGGAGGAGAAUGGCAUUGUGCUGGACCCGCUGAAGGCCACGCACUCUGUAAAGGGCGUGACGGGACAUGAGGUGUGCCACUACUUUUGGGACACAGCCUACCGCAACGACUGGGAGACCACCAUCGAGAACUUCAACAUUGUGGAAACGCUGUCGGAGAACGCCGUCAUUGUCUACCAGACGCACAAGAGGGUUUGGCCUGCCUCCCAGCGUGACGUUCUGUACCUGUCGGCCAUGCGCAAGAUAGUGGCAAGCAACGAGAACGACCCCGAUACGUGGCUGGUGUGCAACUUUUCCGUGGACCACCACGACGCGCAGCCAAGCAGCCGCUGCGUACGAGCCAAGAUCAACAUCGCCAUGAUCUGCCAGACCCUGGUCAGUCCACCAGAGGGCGACAAGGAGAUCAGCAGAGACAAUGUGCUUUGUAAAAUCACAUAUGUAGCCAAUGUGAAUCCCGGAGGCUGGGCGCCAGCCACGGUGCUGCGGGCAGUGGCCAAGAGAGAGUACCCCAAGUUCCUGAAGCGCUUCACCUCCUACGUGCAGGAGAAGACCGCUGGCAAGCCCAUCUUGUUCUGAUCCUCUCUUGCAAUGUCACAUCAAAUCUUUAUUGUAGCAAGCCGUGUUCACACUGAAGAGGAUUAAAAAAAACAAGCACACAUACAAUCACACAGCUUUGAACCUGAAAAAAAAUAGUUGGUCAAAUAGAUGGUAAAAUGUAAAUGUAAAACUUUUUCCUGGGAAAAAAAAAAAUCUGAUCAUAAUUUCUUUUUUUUCCUUGGAAAAAAAUAUUUUUCUGUAAGAAAUAGGCUUAAGACUUUUAUUAAAAGAGAAGUUUGAUUUUGUUUCAAGGUUUUUAAUUGUUUGUUUUUCUCUCUGAGAACAUUUUCCUUGAAAAAAAAAUCCAAUAUUUUCAGACUUUUUAUGACUAAAAAUAUCUUUUUUGAAGAAAUACAGUUUUCUUGAAAAUUAUAUGUAUUAUUUUCAAGGAUUUCUUUUCUCUGACACCUGCUUUUUUUUUCUCAAAAUACUUCACCCAAAAAAUCUUAUCUUGACUGCCAUAACUAUUUUUAUUUAUAACUUUUGACUCGCACCAGAUAAAAUUCAACCUUUUUUUUUUUUUUUUUAACUUUUCAGUGUGAAACUAAUAUUACUUGAUAUGAUUGACACCAAGCAAGAUUUCUUCCCAGCCGCCAAUGUGCUCCAGCAACAUUUCAGAUUGCUUGGUUACUCAAUGCAAAGUGCAUUGAAACGACGUGUACGUAUGUUCUAUAACAAAGUUGUAAAGAGCUCCAAGAGACAUAUCUUUGCUAUCAGACUGUUUUAGACUUGCAGCUUUUUUUUGCAGUGAUGAUUUAUUUGAUUGUAUAAAGAGAACCGAGGGGACCGCCGUGAUAAACUGUGGACCCCUAUGACGUAAAACACUAAUCCCGCUAAUGAGCGCAUCUGAUUUGAAGCGCAGAGGGCAGGAUCAGCUCAAAAAAAAUUGUAAGCGUGUCGCAAAUGCUUUUUGUUGCAUCGUGACCGCAUGGAGCCCCACAUGCCUUAGUGGGUUUGUUAGAAGGGAGGUGGCAACAAUUUGACACCUAUGAUGUCAUUAGACAAGUGCCCAUAUAUUGAGAAACAAACAUUUUUACAAUCUAUAAUGUUCAAUUGUGAUGUGACAUCUAGACUUUGGCUUCCCCUUUACUAAUUGGAUUUGCUUGUGCAUUUUUACCUGAUUGUUAUGUUGCCAAUUAAAAUGACAUGUUUUAAAA